This is a messenger RNA of Guillardia theta CCMP2712, 903 nucleotides long. RefSeq lists its product as hypothetical. The transcript has a single exon. The annotation marks the transcript as partial. The record is from RefSeq and is a predicted model, not a curated record. NCBI's taxonomy places the organism in Eukaryota, Cryptophyceae, Pyrenomonadales, Geminigeraceae. Gene Ontology annotation, cellular component: histone deacetylase complex. Gene Ontology annotation, biological process: chromatin organization. Gene Ontology annotation, molecular function: histone deacetylase activity.
CACCCCGAGCAGCCGCUCCGCCUCUCCUACAUCUAUGCCGAGCUCGCGCAGCACGGGCUCCUGCAGAGGAUGGAGUUGGUGCGAGCCCGUCUCGCGAGGCCCGAGGAGCUCUCAUCUGUGCACGCAGCUGGGUACGUGCACACCAUCUGCUCGUUGCCGGAGGAGCAGAAGGAGCUCGACGACAUCGCGUCCAAGAUGAACUCUGUCUACCUCUGCCCGCAGUCUCGGGAGUGUGCCCUGCUGGCUGCUGGGUCCGUGGUCGAGGCCACAAGGAUGGUCGCCUCCAACGCACUUGGAAGGGCGCUCUGUGCUGUCAGACCGCCAGGACAUCACGCGCUGCCCGCAUGUGCUAUGGGUUUCUGCAUCUUCGGCAACGUUGCUGUAGCGGCACGGGAAGCGAAGCUGAGGCAGUGGGCCAAGAGGAUCUUGAUCUUCGACUGGGAUGUGCAUCAUGGUAACGGGACACAGAAGAUGUUUCUUGAGGACUCGUCCGUCCUCUUCUUCUCCGUCCAUCGUCAUGACAGAGGCUCUUUCUAUCCGGGAGGCCCCGACGGCAGUUCGUCCUCCUGCGGCACUCGCGAGGGACAAGGCUUCACGGUCAACGUGGCUUGGCCUAAGCCUGGAGCAGGAGACGCCGAGUACCUCGCCGUCCUCGACCAGCUCCUCCUCCCGAUAGGAAGAGAAUUCCGCCCGGACCUUGUCCUCAUCAGCGCUGGGUUCGAUGCCGCGCAAGGUGACCCACUAGGUGGGUGCCAAGUGACACCGUCGUGCUACUACAAGAUGACGCAAGCUUGCAUGCAACUGGCAGGAGGGAAAGUCGUGCUCGUUCUGGAGGGGGGCUACAGUCUUAGAGCCACGAGCCAGUCGGUUGCCGCGUGCACCUGUGCCCUCCUUCAAACAGAU